Messenger RNA from Microtus ochrogaster (prairie vole), 2157 nucleotides. The record is from RefSeq and is a predicted model, not a curated record. NCBI's taxonomy places the organism in Eukaryota, Metazoa, Chordata, Mammalia, Rodentia, Cricetidae.
UCCUGGCCCUUUAAACCCGAGGGGGAGGAUCCGGAAGUGGAUGGGCGGGGCAAGAGGCCCUGCUAUAUAAGAGGGCCCCAACCGCGCGGGGUCUCCAAUCUGCCAUUUUCUGUCCCCGAGUGAGUCUUCGCUGCCCUGAGUCCCCUGCUGUCUUCACAGGCAGUGUUCUGCCCACCGGCCCGCCACCUCAGGGGAACGAUGGCCACAGAGUCGACAGCCACUGCUGCCAUCGCCGGGGAGCUGGUUUCCGCUGACAAAAUUGAAGAUGCCCCUGCUCCUUCUACCUCUGCAGAUAAAAUGGAGAGUUUGGAUGUGGAUAGUGAAGCUAAGAAACUAUUGGGAUUAGGACAGAAACAUCUGGUAAUGGGGGACAUUCCAUCGGCAGUUAAUGCAUUCCAGGAAGCAGCUAGUCUUUUAAUGGAGAAUGGAGUGCUGGGAAAUGCCUUGGAAGGAGUGCAUGUAGAAGAGGAAGAAGAAAAAACAGAAGAUGAAUCUUUGGUUGAAAAUAAUGAUAAUGUAGAUGAAACUGAAGGCUCAGAGGAAGAAGACAAAGAAAAUGACAAGGCUGAAGAAAACACAAAUGAAUCAGUUCUUGAAAACAAGUCUCUUCAAGAAAACGAAGAGGAGGAGAUUGGGAACUUAGAGCUUGCCUGGGAUAUGCUGGAUUUAGCAAAGAUCAUUUUUAAAAGGCAAGAAACAAAAGAAGCUCAGCUUUAUGCUGCACAAGCCCAUCUUAAACUUGGAGAAGUUAGUGUUGAAUCUGAGAAUUAUAUCCAAGCUGUGGAGGAGUUCCAGGCUUGCUUAAGCCUCCAGGAACAAUAUUUGGAAGCCCAUGACCGUCUCCUUGCAGAGACUCACUACCAGUUGGGUUUGGCCUACGGUUAUAACUCUCAGUAUGAUGAGGCAGUGACACAGUAUGGCAAAUCUAUUGAAGUCAUUGAGAAGAGAAUGGCUGUACUAAAUGAGCAGAUGAAGGAGGCUGAAGGAUCAUUUACUGAAUAUGAGAAAGAAAUUGAGGAGCUGAAAGAACUGCUACCUGAAAUUAGAGAAAAGAUAGAAGAUGCAAAGGAGUCUCAGCGUAGUGGGAAUGUAGCUGAACUGGCCUUGAAAGCUACUCUGGUAGAGAGUUCCUCUUCAGGUUUCACUGCUAGUGGAGCAGGCACCUCAGUCUCCAUGAUUGCCAAUAGAAAGCCAACAGAUGGUGCUUCCUCGUCAAAUUGUGUGACUGAUAUUUCCCAUCUUGUCAGAAAGAAGAGGAAACCAGAAGAAGAGAGCCCCCGGAAAGAUGCAAAGAAAGCCAAGCAGGAGCCAGAGCUGAAUGGAGGCAGUGGGGAUGCUGUCCCCAGUGGACAGGAAGGUUCAGAAAACAUGGAGGCUGAGGCUGAGAAUCAGGCUAAAAGCCCAGCAGCAGCAGAGGGGACAGUGGAGUCUGCAGCUACAGUUGAAGGCACUGCAUGUUAAGAGGGAACAGAACCUUUCUCCCAAGGGAAAGUGGUUUUGUACAUAAUGUAUUUUUUCACUUUUGGGGGUUCUUUUUGUAUAACUUCAAUAAAGAUUGUAGGCAACAGCUAAGGCUUUUAUGGCUUUUUCUUAAAAUAUAAUAUGCCUUGGGGCACUAGGUUGUUUUGGUGUAUGUGUUUACUGUGUAUGUUGCUGUUGGACAACCCACUUCCUGUCUAAUGCAGAGGUGAUCAAAUAUGGCUAGAUGUCCAUCUUCUGGUGCUAAGUUUCUACUUCCAAAUACUUGGCUGAAUUUUAUUGUCUUGCACUUUCAGUGGUGCUGUUCCUGGAUUGGGGGGGGGGGGUCUGCCAAACAAGAACUGGGUAGGAAUGUACUUGGUGCAGAAAAUGGAUGAUUGGAUAUGAGCCAGGUCUUGGGUUGUACCGAUUUUCUUUCACCUGGUUUCCAAUUAAGACUAUAAUCCUAUGCUGGAAAACUGAUAAAAACAUGGGAAGUGAUCCCUGAGGAAAACAGUUGGUAUGUUAAAUCAGACACAAGUUCUGACUGGAAAGGCUCAGAUUGAGGUGGGGGUAACUGGAAGAAUCUGGAGGAGAAAGUCUGAUCUGUACAUAGUAAGGUUGCAGUAUGUCAAUAAUUGGAAUUGUUCUAUUGUCUGCAGUUUUGCUUUAGAAAAAAUAAAUAUGCUAAUUAAAAAU